AUGGUUGGAAUCUGUCACAGGGUAAGAGGACUAAAUACCAUCUUCAAAAUGUCACUUUCAAAUCAAACACUGACCAAUGUUACUGCUAACCUGCAGUAUCUAGGGGUUUUGGAAAUUGUGCUAUUUUUCACUCUGUCUACGAUGUCAUGUUGUAUAUUCCUCUUUAUCAAUGGAAUCAUGCUAUUUACUUUAAGGAGUAAGAUAUUGUUCUGUGAGACGUCUCGAUACAUUCUCCUGUAUAACCUUCUGUUUGCAGACACAGUACAGAUGGCACUGAGUCAAUUACUGUAUAUUAUUGCUACUUCUAGAAUAACACUAACGUAUCCUGUAUGUGGUUUUCUCACCAUGCUUGCCAAUCUUACAACUGUGGUCUCUCCUCUCACGCUGGUGGUGAUGUCUCUGGAGAGAUAUGUCGCUGUGUGCUACCCACUGAGGCAUGCCACCAUCAUCACUAUCACCAACACAGGUGUGGCCAUCAUUGCGAUUUGGGCCAUUGGUUCACUAAAUAUUCUCACUCGGGUUCUUCUGCUGUUAGAGUUUCCUUUUGAAGCCCUUGAUAGUCUGCAGAUGAAAGAUUUUUGCUCUGAAAUAUCAAUGUUUGUUGGGUCUAUGUCUGAUGAUUACGACAAAGCUUUCACAUGUGUUCUGUUUAUUUCCGCAAGUGUGGCAAUUACAUGCUCUUAUAUUGGUGUUAUAGUAGCAGCCAGGUCGGCCUCCACAGAUAAAGCUUCAGCCCAUAAGGCUCUUAACACACUGCUGCUACAUCUGGUGCAGCUGGGUCUCAGUCUUUCCUCAACCAUUUAUAACCCACUUCUCACAGCACUAGCAAGAGUUUUAACAAGGAUAGUGUUUGUGCGCAUCCAGGUUGUUUUUUAUGUGUGUAUUUUCUUGCUUCCCAGAUGUUUGAGUUCUCUGAUUUAUGGUAUCAGAGAUCAAAGCAUCAGACCUGUCCUCAUAUAUCAUCUUUGCUGUCGACUGAGAUAA
Oreochromis aureus is the source of this 984-nucleotide messenger RNA. Its product is annotated as odorant receptor 131-2-like. Gene Ontology annotation, biological process: G protein-coupled receptor signaling pathway. The record is from RefSeq and is a predicted model, not a curated record. The coding region runs from base 1 to 984 and encodes 327 amino acids. NCBI's taxonomy places the organism in Eukaryota, Metazoa, Chordata, Actinopteri, Cichliformes, Cichlidae. Gene Ontology annotation, molecular function: G protein-coupled receptor activity. The transcript has 2 exons. Gene Ontology annotation, cellular component: membrane.